Messenger RNA from Sparassis crispa, 795 nucleotides. RefSeq lists its product as hypothetical. The transcript is spliced from 2 exons. Bases 1 to 795 code for a protein of 264 amino acids. NCBI's taxonomy places the organism in Eukaryota, Fungi, Basidiomycota, Agaricomycetes, Polyporales, Sparassidaceae. The record is from RefSeq and is a predicted model, not a curated record.
AUGCUGCACUCCAUCUCCCCGUGCCUUCCCUCGACCCUCCUCGACCCUCGCAGGCCCGCCGCAGCGAACAACGGCGCCCCGGUCAUCACAUCGGCCUCCACCUUCCGCCUCGCGCUCCCCCAGACCGUCGAACGCAAACAUUCGGCGGUGCGUUUGCUUUCGGAGGUCGAAGGGCAGCUCAGCCACGCCGUUGUCGCGCCAGCCACCGCGGUGCAACAGCGGCCUGCAGCCCCUCCUCGCGGUCGCGGAGGCCCCUCGAAGCCUCUCUCCACCUCCCCGCACCCUCCCUCGGCCCUCUUCGACCCGCGCAGGCCCACGGCGGCGAACGACGGCGACGCGGUGGGCGCGUCGGCCACCGCGGUGAGACGAAGGCUCUCAGCCCCAACUACAGCGUUGCCAAGGCCCCGCGGGGCCCCGGGCAGCCUCUCCACCUCCCCGCACCCUCCCUCAGCUGUCUUCGACCCGCGCAGGCCCACGGCGGCGAACGACAGCCACGCGGUGCAACGAUGGCCCCGCCACAAGUCUGCCAAGGCCUCGGGCGGCCUUUCUCCACCUCCCUGCACCCUCCCUCGGCCGUCUUCGACCCGCGCAGGCCCGCGGAGGCGAACGACGGCGGCGUGGUGCAACGACGCCGCACGACAAGUUUGCCAAGGCCCGGGCGACCUCUCUCCUUCUCCCCGCACCUCCCUCGGUCCCUUUCAACCCGCGCAGGCCCACAGCGACGAACGAUGGCCACGCGAUGCAACGACGGCCCCGCCACAAGUCUGCCAAGGCCCCGGGCAGCCUCUCCACUAA